This is a messenger RNA of Erinaceus europaeus (western European hedgehog), 2145 nucleotides long. RefSeq names its product RAB19, member RAS oncogene family (gene RAB19). Lineage: Eukaryota; Metazoa; Chordata; Mammalia; Eulipotyphla; Erinaceidae. The record is from RefSeq and is a predicted model, not a curated record. Bases 419 to 1075 code for a protein of 218 amino acids. The transcript has 4 exons. Gene Ontology annotation, molecular function: GTP binding; GTPase activity. Gene Ontology annotation, cellular component: trans-Golgi network.
GAGGAAAAUCAGGCAGGGGGUGGAGGUGCGAGUGAGUAUGUCUCCGACUGUUCUGGACUUGAGGUGAUAAGGAACCUCCUUAGCUUUCUGCCUCUCCCGGCAGGUGGAGGUCUCUUCCCACUUGGAAAUGUUUUGAUCUCCUUCCUGUACGUUUUUUUGUUUGUUUGUUUUUUUUUUUCCUUCGUAGCAGGAAGAAAGCAGACAGAAUGAAGGUUCUCUGAGUUAUUUUUUUCCUCUCUUAGAGCACUUCCUUCCAGAAGCUCCUCAAAAACAAAUUAUUGAAGGCCACAAAACGAAAGAUCCAACAGCCAGGGCUGCUCCCACCUUUAAGCACCCCCCCCAUUCACCUGCUAGAUAAGGGGGGGGCAGGAGAAGUAGGGGUGAAGGCUGCAUCCCUGCAGGCCUGUUCCGGAGAGCCAUGUACUUCUCCAGCUCUGCCCGUGCAGAGGACGAGAACUUCGACUAUUUGUUCAAGGUCAUCCUCAUUGGCGACUCCAAUGUGGGCAAGACUUGUGUGGUGCAGCACUUCAAAUCUGGGGUCUACACGGAGAACCAGCAGAACACCAUCGGUGUGGACUUCACCGUGCGCUCCUUGGACAUUGACGGCAAGAAAGUCAAGAUGCAGGUGUGGGACACCGCAGGCCAGGAGCGCUUCCGCACCAUCACGCAGAGCUACUACCGCAGCGCCCACGCCGCCAUCAUCGCCUAUGACCUGACGCGGCGCUGCACCUUCGAGUCGGUGCCCCACUGGAUCCAUGAGAUCGAGAAGUAUGCGGCUGCCAACCUGGUCACCAUGCUCAUCGGGAACAAGUCUGACCUCUGGGAGAAGCGGUGCGUCCUGUUUGAGGAUGCCUGCACGCUGGCCGAGAAGCACGGGCUCCUGGCAGUUCUGGAGACCUCGGCCAAGGAGUCCAGGAACAUCGACGAGGUCUUCGUACUCAUGGCCCGGGAGUUGAUCGCUCGCAACAGCCUGCACCUGUUUGGAGAGAGUGCCCCCCACAGCCUGGCCCUGAACUCCAGCCCAGUGCUCCCAGUGACCCAGGCUCCCAGCGGCAAGCCCCCAUGCACCUGCUGAGUGUGCUGGCCGCCUGCUACCCUCAUGUCUGCAGACCAAAGUCCAGAGUUGCCACUAGGCCUUAAUCCUUCCCUCCUGGGGGGUGGAGGAGGGGCACCGGAACCUCACCCCACACUAGAGCCCCCUGAGUACUGACCCUCCUCCCAAGGACAAGGGGACCCCACUCACUGUGUCCUUAACUCUGCCUUCUGCUAACUGGCUUUCAGGCCCUUGGAUGCUCCUCCUUCUUCUGCCCUUUCCUAUCUCUUCACCCCUUCAACUGGCUUCUGCUGAGUUUUUGCUUCUAGAUGGAAGAAGUUUGUGAAAGGAAAGAAAAACAGAAAUGUGGAGGGAGGGCUAGGGCUGCCUGGAAGUUUCUGGAAGGGAUAAAGAUGGAGGGGUUGUGACUGCCUGCAGUGACUGAUAAAGCCGGGUGUAUAGUGAUCGUUGGGAUUUCUGGCACUUACACUCCAGGCCUUUGGUUUGGGGAGUGAAACAUCGUUGGACACAGACAUCCUAUUGCUGAAACUGGGUCCCCAGAUCUGGUACAGCACAGGGGCAAGGGAGAGGAGAGCUGCUUAGGGGACAAAGGGACGGAGGCAGGUGGAGUUUGUUUUAGGAAGAAGUGUGGGAGGCAGAAAAAUUGGGGGGGGGGGUGGGCUUCAUCCCUGCUCAGUUAUCCCAAAUCCAGCUCCCGCCUAUGAAGGGCUGAGAUGGAGUGGAGAGGGAAAAAGACACCUGCGGAACUGCUUCAACUCUCAAGAAGCUUCCCCCUUGUAGGUGAGGACCUGGGGUUUGAACCGUGGUCCUUGCGCAUGGUAAUGUGUGCUCUCAGCCAGGUGUGCCACCACCCGGUCCCCCUGGGCAUCAUUCUUCACCCCUGGGACCUUCACCAGCUGCACAUGGCCACUGAGAACUUGAACUAUUCAGCUUUGUGAAGAGCAGCUCCAGGAAUGAAACAAACAUCAGGGUUUGAUGACUUAAUACCAAAAAAAAAAAAAAACCAAGUAUGUUACUAAUCAUUUUAUAUCACUUACAGGUCGAAAUGCUAUUUUAAAUACAUUAGGGUAAAUAAAUCAUUGAAAUGUCAA